ACCAUCUAUCUCCGUCUGUUCUUGCGAAAUCCGCAGAUCUCAGAUAGCCCAGAACGGGUUUGUCAGCCGGGCGCAUGCCGCACCAGGCGUUGCAUCUGACCAGAUGUUGGCUUAUCCAUAUCAGCACAACGAAGCCCACCAGACCGUCCCAAUAAUCCUUCACUCCCAUCGUGGAACCUCCAGCCAUCCGCAGCCCCGCGGGUAUCGCGUUUCAUCCACUCCAAGCUUCCGUUCAGGCGACAUCUGGCAGCUAUUACUCAUCCCAGAUUGACAUUUUUUCCGAUUACAUGCCCCACCAAAAGAUGCAGAAAAUAUAAGAAGGCCAGUGCCCGUCGCAUAUGUGUGCCCAUACAUUAUGGAUGCAGACGAUUCGAUAGCUAAAAAGCGGUCGGCAGACGUCUCGUCCCAGCCGUCGCUGGACUUGAUGGCCGUCCCCAUCCUGCCAUCCUCUACCUAUGAUCCAGCCGCGGAAAACGCCCCCAUCGCCAAAGUGAGGUCUGGCACCUCUGGCGAGGUGUCUCGUAUCAUCAGCGGCAUCUGGGACGAUCUCGACCAGGAUGCCCACCAGCGCCAGCAGGAUCAGCGCGACCAGCCGCUCCCGGACGAAAUCCUCUUGAACCAGCUUGAAAUGGUGUCCCGCAAGAGCACUGCCAAAGACAAGGACGUCGAGGCCAUGGUAUCGCUAGACGAGCUUCCAUCCGAAGACUCCGGGCCGCCAGUAGACACUGGAUUCGCAUGGGUGAUAGCGCUCUGUGGUAUGUUGGCAGCGUUUUCCACCUGGGGCUCCAACGCCUCGUACGGGGUAUUUCUUGGGUACUACCUUGAGCAUGACACAUUUCACGCCACGCCCUACGACUUUGCUUUGAUUGGAGGCAUUGUGGUUUGUCUUGCGCAGACUUUGGCGCCUAUCAGUGCCUUUCUUUACAGCAUCUUUGGCUUCAAAACUGUGGUGGGCGCAGGCAUCGUCAUCCAGACUGCGGGUUACAUCUUGGCUUCGUUUGCAACCAAACUCUGGCACUUGUACUUGACCCAGGGAGUAUUGGUGGGUAUUUCGUUCGUGCUAAUCUUCAUUCCCGCCAGCUUGGUGGUUCCCACUUGGUUUCUGAAGAGCAAGGCCACUGCCAUCGGAAUCACGGUUUCCGGAGCAGGCUUGGGGGGCGUGGUGAUUGCCUUGAGCGUGCACAAGGUGGUCGACGACACUGGCAACCAGAAGUGGGCGUUGCGCAUGGUGGGCUUCAUGUGUUUGUUCACAUCCAUGGUGGUGUGGCUCGUGAUGAAGCCUCGAAACUCCAAGCCAGUGCCGCUCUCAGUCAGUCUUAAAAAGGACUUUCUCGUGGAGUCCGCAAAACUCAUCUUUGACAUCAAGAUCUUCCGCAACUACGCCCUUUUUACCUUGACCAUGUGGUUCGGCAUAAUCUUGAUCGGAUAUGUGCUUCUCUUGUUUUCGAUGGCUUCAUAUGCCACCUCGGUGGGCUUGUCCAGUAAGCAGGGCUCGAUCUUGACCUCGGUGUUGAAUGGCGCUCAAGUGAUAGGAAGACCGUCCAUGGGCCUCGCUGCUGAUCGUCUUGGGAGAGCCAACUUGGUUGUGUUUGUCUGCUUCAUGAUUACCCUCCUCACAUUUGCAUAUUGGAUCAAUGCGACCACAUUUGGUGCCUUGGUGGGCUUCAGUAUCCUCAUUGGUUUGAUUGUGGGGAUCGGAAGUUCAAUGGCCCAACCAUUGGCCAUCGACAUUCUCGAGGACGAACCCCAGAAGGCCCCUGCAGCCUGGUCCGGUAUGAACAUCUUUUGUGGCUUGUGCUGCUUGGUCAGUGAAGUGAUCGCCUUGGCCCUCAGACAAGAACUGGCUCCCAGACCGUUCUUACACACCCAGAUCUUUUGUGGGUGCAUUUUUGCAUUCUGCCUAAUGUUGGGAUUAAUGAUAAGAGAGUGGAUGGUCAGAAGGACUUUUAAGAAGAGACUCAAUCUCGCCUACGCGGCCAUUCACCAGGUCAAAAAAGUCAAUCUGGGGUAUUUGAAAGCACCAGAAACCCAAGGCGAACAAGAGGAUAUCGAAAUCUUGAACAGCAGAGUCGAGAGAUAUGAACGCUUGUUACAAAACAAUUUCCUGGCCGUUUUCGUCCGGACAUUUUACCCCAUAAAAGUAUAGUUUUAUAGAGUUAAUAAUCAUAUCACGACAAUCAUGAAAAAUCAAAGACAGAGCUUUAUGAGCAUGGUCCACCA
Suhomyces tanzawaensis NRRL Y-17324 is the source of this 2220-nucleotide messenger RNA. RefSeq lists its product as uncharacterized. The transcript has a single exon. Gene Ontology annotation, molecular function: transmembrane transporter activity. Lineage: Eukaryota; Fungi; Ascomycota; Pichiomycetes; Serinales; Debaryomycetaceae. The coding region runs from base 356 to 2146 and encodes 596 amino acids. Gene Ontology annotation, biological process: transmembrane transport. The record is from RefSeq and is a predicted model, not a curated record.